This is a messenger RNA of Rangifer tarandus platyrhynchus (Svalbard reindeer), 774 nucleotides long. The record is from the annotation of a GenBank genome assembly. Lineage: Eukaryota; Metazoa; Chordata; Mammalia; Artiodactyla; Cervidae.
AUGGUGUCGUGGAUGAUCUGUCGCCUGGUGGUGCUGCUGUUUGGGAUGCUGUACCCAGCUUAUGCUUCCUACAAGGCUGUGAAGACCAAGAACAUUCGUGAAUAUGUCCGAUGGAUGAUGUACUGGAUUGUCUUUGCACUCUUCAUGGCGGUGGAGACCUUCACGGACGUCUUUAUUUCCUGGUUCCCUUUCUACUACGAGAUCAAGAUGGCGUUUGUGCUGUGGCUGCUUUCGCCCUACACCAGGGGGGCCAGCAUGCUUUACCGGAAGUUUGUCCACCCAUCCUUGUCUCGCCAUGAGAAGGAAAUCGACACCUACAUUGUGCAAGCCAAGGAGCGCAGCUACGAGACGGUGCUCAGCUUUGGGAAGCGGGGCCUCAACAUUGCUGCCUCCGCUGCUGUGCAGGCUGCCGCUAAGAGUCAGGGUGCACUGGCCGGGAGGCUGCGGAGCUUCUCCAUGCAGGACCUGCGCACCAUCCCCGAUGGCCCCGCCCCCACCUACCAGGAUCCCCUCUACCUGGAGGACCAGGUACCCCGCCGCAGGCCACCCAUCGGGUAUGGGGCAGGGGGCCUGCGAGACAGUGACACCGAUAAUGAGUGUUGGUCCGACACAGAAGUGGUCCCCCAGCCACCAGCCCGGCCCCGAGAGAAGCCGCUGGGCCGUAGCCAGAGCCUGCGUGUGGUCAAGAGGAAGCCUCUGGCCCGGGAGGGCACCUCACGCUCCCUGAAGGUUCGGACAAGGAAAAAGACCGCACCCUCAGACAUGGACAGCUAG